GAAGAGAGUGCUUGGCGACGAGCAUCCUGACACGCUGACUAGCAUCGCCAACCUGGCGUCAACGUACUAGAAUCAAGGGCGGUGGAAAGAGGCAGAAGAGCUGGAGGUGCAAGUGAUGGAGACAAGGAAGAGAGUGCUUGGCGACGAGCAUCCUGACACGCUAACCAGCAUGCACAACCUUGCCUAUACACUGUGGUCGCUCUCUCGUCACAAGGAGGCUAUUGCCUUGAUGGAACCAUGCUUCCAGUUGCGUCAGCAAGUCCUCGGCGAACAACAUCCUGAUACACAAUCGUCGCUCGAGACGCUAGAUGGCUGGCGAGCAGACUUAGGCCAAGGGCCUUCCCAGCGCUAAUUGCAUUCAAGUGUGUGAACAAUGAAGAGCCUGAAGCUCAAUCAAUCAUUGAUUUGAGGGCGGUAAUAACGUUGAUGCAGUAGUAAACAUUAAAAUCUGAUAAUUCUAUAUAACUAAUUAUAGCUUUGAUG
This is a messenger RNA of Boeremia exigua, 483 nucleotides long. RefSeq lists its product as uncharacterized. Gene Ontology annotation, molecular function: protein binding. The record is from RefSeq and is a predicted model, not a curated record. NCBI's taxonomy places the organism in Eukaryota, Fungi, Ascomycota, Dothideomycetes, Pleosporales, Didymellaceae. The coding region runs from base 116 to 352 and encodes 78 amino acids. The transcript has a single exon.